AUAUUUAGUAUAAUAUUGAGUUGAGAAAACCUGUGCCGAAAUUACUCAAAUUCAAAGGACUAGAAAUCAGAGCUGUAAACCAAAUUAAAGCCAAUUUUAAAAAAAUGUUAACAAAUCAAUAAAAUACAAAGGAAAAGAGAAGAGAAGCCAUUUUAACUUUUAGUGGAUUUCAAUUCAAAUUUGAACGAAUUAAUUGAAUUUAUUUGUCAUUUCACUUUCUGUAAUCUAAGUUAUUGAUAAUUAUUUGCCAUGGAUGAAAAUAUAGAUGAUAAUGUAACCGUUUUGGCUAUAUUGGAUAAUGAGGCUUCACCUUACAAACAGAACAUAAGCAUCACGAAUUAUGACCAGUCACAUCAAAUAAAUCAAGAGGAAAUAGAAACUAGUGAGACAAGUAAACAAAAUAUAAUUUGGACGAAGAAUGCAACAUUAAUGUUACUGAAUUUGUAUGCAACAAAACUUAACAUGUUAGACAACCCAAAGAAGAAAUCCAAAAUGUGGAUAUCAAUGGCAGUGGAACUAAAAUCGUUUAACAUUGAGGUGACACCUGAUCAAGUCAGAUGGAAAAUCAAUGCCCUUACAAAAAAAUAUAAAGAUUGCAUUGAUAAUGGACAAGGAUCUACAGCAUUCAAGUACUUCAAUGAAAUGCAUCACUUUCUUGGCAGAUAUAAUGAAGACAGUGGAGCAUAUAGGUUAGCAUCAGGAGUAAUACAUGGUCAGGACACAGACAAAGACCAUAAUGCACCAAAUGGAAAAAUAUCUUAUAAAAACUCUACACCGUUCAGAAAAAUUAGAGCAGAACGCAAGUCUAAAGUUGAAUUGGAUAAACAAUGGAUUGAGUAUAUUAGAAAGCAAGAAGAACAAAAGAAAAUAAGAGAUGAGAGGUACGAAAGAUGUCUAAAGUUGAGAGAAGAAGAAUUACAACUAAAGAAGAAGGAAUUGGAAAUGAAACAGUCAAUAGCACUAAAAAAAUUACAGUUAAGAGAGAAAAUGCAGGAGGAUAUCCUUAAAAUUGAAAGGCAAAAAUGUGCUUUGUUAAGAAAAUUUUUAAAUGAUCGCAAUAAUUCAGAUGAUAUAAAAUCAUGUUACAUGGAUGAAUAAUUCCCCAUAUAUAUAUUACUGUAUCAGAAUUAAGAAACUGUGGCUGGGUCAAUGUUUGUGUAAUAAUUUAUUAAUAUUAAUUUAUAUAGUAUAUUAAUAGAUAAUAGAUGACAGUUCAUGUUGUAUAAAUUAUUAAAGCUUUGCGUGUAUAAUUUUGAUCAUAUAAAAUCAUGUUACAUGGAUGUAUAAUUCCUAUUAAAAUAUUACUGUAUUAGAAUUGAGAAACUGUGGCUGGGUCAAUGUUUGUGUUAUAAUUCCCCAUUUAAAUAUUCUGUAUCAGAAUUGAGAAAUUGUUGCUGGGUCAAUGUUUAUGUAUUAAUUUAUUAAUAUUAAAUUAUAUAGUAUAAUAAUAGAUGACAGUUCAUGUAUAAAUUAUUAAAGCUUUACAUGUAUAAUUUUGAUCCUAUAAAAUCAUGUUGCAUGGUAAAACAAAUUCACCAUUUAAAUAUUACUGUAAUAUCAGAAUUGAGAACGGGUCAAUGUUAGCUUCUGGAGCGAGCUCGGCUGGAUGGAAUAAAUCCAGCGGGAACCUACACCGAGGGACCCACGCACAACGGCCAAACACUUGGCUAAG
This is a messenger RNA of Bicyclus anynana (squinting bush brown), 1672 nucleotides long. RefSeq lists its product as uncharacterized. The record is from RefSeq and is a predicted model, not a curated record. NCBI's taxonomy places the organism in Eukaryota, Metazoa, Arthropoda, Insecta, Lepidoptera, Nymphalidae. Bases 250 to 1098 code for a protein of 282 amino acids. The transcript is spliced from 4 exons.